AUGGUUGAAGUUAAAUUAUGUAUUAUAAAAUUAGACGGUGCAAGUGAAUAUCGCCGAAUCGGUAUUCCAUUACUAACUGCUUCCACGGAUAUUUUGUCAAUCUUACGUGAAAAACUUUCGCAAUUCUUUCCGGAAUUGAUGUCUCAGAAAAGUGGAAUUCAUCUGGAAUUUCAAUACGAAGAUGAUAUUCGUGGUCUUGUAUUAGCAACAAACUCCGAUGGGAUAAACGAAGCUGCACGUGAUCAGGCAUCACGUCAACAAUUACUUCGAGUUUUCGUUAAGUUUAUCAAAGACGAUGUUCCACCGUUGAAACUUCUUCCACCAAAGCACGUUGGAGUUAUUUGUGAUGGUUGUAAUCGUUCGCCCAUAAUUGGUGUUCGUUACAAAUGUCUCGAAUGUUUUGAUUAUGAUCUAUGCGAAUCAUGUGCCGAUAGACAAUUGAUUCAUAAUCAUCAUGUUAUGGCGAAAAUACGAACACCUCAUCAGAUUGACGUCGUUCGUAAACUCUGUUCAUCGACUCGACCAAAUUUACCCGAAUUAAUGAUUAAUCAACCGACUGAUAUUGAGAAAACAAAAUAUUACAAUACCAAUGCAACUCAAACAUCUAUGAUUGAAGAUAAAGAAGAACCAAUUGCUGAUGAUAUGGAAAUCAUCUCGGCGAACGCUAUUCAAGACGAUUUUGUUCAAUUAGAUUUGAAUGAAUGUACCGAACAACAACACAUUGCAAAAGUCAAGGAACAUCUCGAUCUCUGUAUUUAUCGUCGUAGUUUAUUUUCCCAGUGA
Molecule: messenger RNA, 783 nt
Organism: Adineta ricciae
Lineage: Eukaryota; Metazoa; Rotifera; Eurotatoria; Adinetida; Adinetidae
Source: the annotation of a GenBank genome assembly